Doryrhamphus excisus (bluestripe pipefish) is the source of this 2617-nucleotide messenger RNA. RefSeq names its product immunoglobulin-like domain-containing receptor 1. NCBI's taxonomy places the organism in Eukaryota, Metazoa, Chordata, Actinopteri, Syngnathiformes, Syngnathidae. Gene Ontology annotation, cellular component: plasma membrane. Gene Ontology annotation, molecular function: high-density lipoprotein particle receptor activity. The record is from RefSeq and is a predicted model, not a curated record.
GGACCCAAAGACCCUCCUCCUCGUGCACCUGUGGGAACCCAGUGUUGUUUGUGAGCCAUCUGUUAUGGACGUUACAACAGCGUAGUGCUCUCCAUCCAUGUCUUCCUGAGGGGAAAAGUCGCUCUACUAUGCGCAAAAGGGGCCGACACGACGUUUAUUCCCUACUUUGCAGGAUUUUGGAACGCCAACGGGAUAGACGACGACGUUUCCGCGGAAGAACGAAGCGAGGACAAAGACAUUAGCGAACAUUGGUAAUGGGAAAUAUGAUACUGGUGACGCUACUGCUGCUUUACCUACCAACAGAGCUGCUCUCCAUCCAGGUCAUUGUUCCGGAAUCGGAGAGAAGCACGACUUUGUUUGCAUCUGUGAUCCUUCGCUGCGACUUCUCCACUUCCGCAAACCCUCAGGAUGUGCUGGUCACCUGGAGAUUCAAAUCCUUCUGUAAAGACCCCGUUCUGGAGUACUACUCCACUAGCUACCAGGCCGCCUUGCAGCUGGGUCAGGACCCAGCGAACGACUGUCCGGACCGUCAGCGCACAGUCCGCACUGUGAUCCGGAAGAGAGGCCUGAAUGAGCCCAUACUGGGUGUGGACUACCGAAACCGCAAGAUUACAGUUCUAGACAAGGCUAACCUGGCCAUUACUGAAGUAAUGUGGUCAGAUAACGGCGUGUAUUUCUGCAACAUUGACGCUGACGGCGACACCUCGGGGGACUCUGAUCGAGAAGUGAAACUCAUCGUUUAUCACUGGCUGACAGUGCUGUUAAUCAUCCUUGGCGUCCUCCUGCUCAUCAUGCUUCUCUGCAUAUGUUGCUGUCAGUGCUGCCCGCAGAAGUGUUGCUGCUAUGUGCGCUGCCCAUGCUGUCCUAGGACGUGCUGCUGCCCAGAAAAAGCUGUCAUGCAACACAGGAUGCUGCGUGAGGCCAAGAGGGCCAUGGUGCCUUGGAUGCACGGCCAGCCCAUUUAUGCCCCCAUCAGCUCCAAUAACUCCAUUCAGGGCGUCCCCAUGUUGUAUUCAGGCUCGUACUCAGACCCUGGCAAACAGAACUUUGCCAUGAUGCCCAUGCAGCUGUCCCCCAUGAACCUGCCACCGCAGCAGCCCGCUCCCCCCCACCACCUGAAUGGCAGCGCUAAAAGCAGCGUCCAAAACACGAGACAUGUGUUGGACUACCUCGAGAACCAGGUGAGGGGGCUGCCAAUGCACCCUGUUCAAAACAUGCACCAGUUAGCAGCUCAGCCUCCGCCGCCCCCUCCCGUAGUCCCCUACACUCACGGACCUCCCAGCAUGCUGUCGGCCCUGGAUGAGAUGGGUGUAAGAGGGACGGAGAGAAGGGUGAUCACCCUGCCUCCCAUCAUCCAGCGUGUACCCAGCUUCACUUCACACAAGGGGCCCAGAGGUGGGGAGCAGGCAAGGGGGGGGCAGCGCUUCUCCAGCCAGUCCAGCGGCAGCACCAACCCUCCCAGAAGGGAGGUUCAACGAAACAGUCGCGCAUACAGAGAUGUCUCUCCACCAAGACGUGGCAUCCUGAGAGACUACAGCGACGACUCCGACUGGGAGGGCAGGCGAGGAAGAACAAGCCAACAUAAGUGGAGAGACCGGGGUGGGGGUGGGCCCAGGCAUCGGACACGCAGCCGCGACGACUUGAUGGAGGAGCUGCAGAGCGGAACCUCACGGAGGGAGAGGAGCUACUCCCCUUCACGACGCAAAGGGUCCUGGAGCUCAGACGAAGACGACAGCAGGAAGAGAAGGGGGGGUCGAUGGAGGGAUUGGCCGGAGAAGCCCCCCAGCUACUCUUCUGUUGAGAGCCACCCUGGACACCCCAACGACCGCAUGAACUACAUCCAUCUUUCCGAUAGAAGCUCCCGUAGCAACACCAGCGUAGUCAUCUGAAACAUUUCUUUGCUUUCAAACCUUUCCUAAAUGGUGCAAAAUGAAGGCAAGCUGCUGCAUUUUUACCUGCGUCUCAUUUAAGGAUGUACUUGUUUUUAUUGUUUAGGUAGUCUUAAAAUGACAAUAUUAAUGGUUGUUAUUUUUCAUCAAAAUACUUUAUAGUAAGUUGUGUAUUUGUCUUGUUAACUGUGCUAUCCUGCCAGCCAUGAGAAGUGGAUUAUAAGGACUUUACUGUAACUUUAAUGUAAUGUUUUGUUUUGUUGUGUGUUAAUGAUGUGAAGUGUGCGUGUUUUCAGUAAAACUGCUAGAUACAACCUGUGUAGAAUAAAUAAACGUUGUGCCUGCCAUUGAGGAUUCACUGAAAAACCAUGUGAACAAAUUGGAACAACACUACACUAAGUAGAAGUCAAGACGUCCAGCAGAGGGCACAGAUGAUUGGAUUAACUAUUUUUCCCACGGUGUGGGCGGUAUUAACUUCUUUUUUACGUGGUAUUUCUUUUUAAGACCAACUCCAAACACAUUUUUCCAUUUGCAUGGGAUGGAUUCCAGAUGUAGGCGGGGUUAGAGCUGUUCUGACGCUCGCGUACUGGGAUCUGACUGGUCCCCUUGAUGUCUAAGCAGGAAGUUAGAACCAGAGAUGUUCCGAUUGGAUCAUUGUUUACAAUAGUGUGUAAAUGUUGUUCUAUGAGAAAGCAAGGGCAAUAUUGUGUACUUAGUCUUAUUUGAAC